GCCCAAACCACGCCCGCUCGCCCAAACCACGCCCGCUCGCCCACGUCGACGUGGCUUCGACUCGUGCCUAACCGCCAUUUAUCGCCAGGCUGCAGCGCCCCCUCUCGGAGGGCAGCUCCGCGGCCACUCAAUUCUGCCGCGACCAUUUGAGCGGCCGCGUGAGCUGCAGCAGCGCCCCGGCUGAGAUGCGGGCCUCCGAGGGGCAGCCGGUGAGCGCUGCCAGCAACCGCAUGCCAAACCUGGGCAGCAUCGCCGCGGCCGCCAUCGACCACGGCAGACGCCAGAGCCUCGCCGCCGCCGUCGCUGUCGCGCCCGGGGGCAGUGGUGGGAGAGCUGGGAGCAAUGCCAACAAGCUCCGCCCGCUCUUGCCGAACGUGUCCGAACGAGUUGGCAAACGGGCUCCGUCCCCCCUGACACAGCAGCUCAAGAAGAAGCGGACGACGGUGCAGGCAGCCUGCCAAAGCUGUCGAAAACGAAAGGUCAAGUGCGAUGGCCUCCGUCCAGUGUGCGCUCCAUGCACAUCUCUCGGCGCAGUGUGCGAGUACUCUGUGCCCGAGGGCCUGUCCCAGCGCGAUGCCGAGCGACAGCGCAUGAACCAGGUCUCCAAGUCGCACCGAGAUUUGCUCACCAUCCUGGACCUGCUUCGACGCGGACCAGACGCUGAAGCCGCCGAGAUCCUGCGGCAGGUGAAGACCGCCGCCACCCUCGAAGACGCCGUCGCACGCAUUGCCGAUGCCACCCUGCUUCUUCCUGGCGGUUCUCCUGAGCAAUCGCAAGGCACAGCCAGUCCCGAGAGCUCGACUUCGACGUGUCCAUACGACAGUUGCAGACUCCCACACAACAGGCGGCUAGCAUCUCCUUUUGACCAGCCUGAACACGUAUUCGAGGUUCUUUACCGUACCGGCCUCCCUGGCACCCUCUUCAGCUCGCUGGACCUAUUGGCCUCGGACGUCCUCCCCGUGUCUCGCUGGGUGCCUGGAUUUGAGGACGACUACCACCUCACCUAUCUAUUAACUCUUUUUUGGACCUGGGACAACACCUUUGCCAGUGUCGUCGACCGCGUUCUCUUUCUCGAGGACAUGCGUCUGGCUGAUCCCUUAGAUCCGGUGCCGAACAUGGAUCACACCUUUUGCACACCUUUUCUCGUCCUGUGCCUCUUGACAGUCUCGUGUCUUUAUUCAACACACCCCAAAAUAUACAGCGUCCCGGGUGACCAUUCCAGCCGUGGAUUGAAGUUCGCCCGCGCCGCCAAGCGCAUCCUCGAAGACGAACGUAGACGACCGUCAAUCACGAUGCUGCAGGGCAUCACUCUUCUGUGGCUAUACGAAGGCAGCGCUGGGGAUGCACGGCAGGCCGAAAGGUACAUGUGGGAGAUGGUGGAUCUCUAUUUCCAACUCGGCCUUCACCGGCGGACAGAGCCUGACAACUGCCCGGGAUGGAACUCAAGAAUGGGCAGGGAGCUCCAGGCAAUAUCCUACAUUGUCUGGGGUAUAUUCUCCUUCAAUGCGAAAAUCGCCGUCAACUUCGAAUAUCGCUUUUAUAUCCCUCGCCCAAGGUUUAAGAAGUUGUUUGACAACCCUCUCUCCUACCUGGCGCGAUCCGACUCGCCCACAGCGAACUGGUGUGCGUAUCCGGUAGAUUGCCGGUUCCAGCCAUCGCACCACCGAGAGGUCUUUGUUGCACAUUGUACCUUGGCUGAGCUUGCAGAAGAGCUUAUGGACCUGAUCGGCCGCUCGCGCGACCAGGUGCCCGAGAUCGACAAGGACACCCGGCUAGCGUUGGAGGGUGUUUACAAUGGCUUGAUCCGCUGGAGGGCCGAGCUGCCUGACCACUUGCAGCCGAACAACUCGACGUUGCCAUCGGUCCUGUCACUGCAUGCAACGUACGAGCUCAUCAUGAUCCGACUGCUGGGCCCGCUGGCGGCCAAAUUCCCCAAGGAGCGAUUCGGCGGCUCAACGGCGGGCGCACUCAAAAACUCGAGCAGUUUCUCCAUGAUCAACACGGUCUGGACUUUUCGGGCGCACUACACGCUUAAGCACGAGUACUGGUUGACGCAGGUCUGCGCGGCGGCGGCCAUGUCGGUGCUGUUCAACCUCGACGACGGCUGCGCCGACGUCUUUGUGCGCGCCUGCCAGGCCUUGCACGAGACGGGCGAGUUUGUGCGCAUGGCCAACAAGAACCUGACGGUCAUCCAGCAACUCAUCGAUCGCUACCGCAUCCGGCUACCCCAGGUCGGGCGCACGGUCGAGACAAGGUACUUUGUGGCGCUCCGGAACCGCCAGUCGACGGCCUACAGCGACGGCACCCGCGUCCUCAUGUACGUCCCGACGCAGGAAGGUGGCGGGGGCUGCAAGGUCGACAACAUUCAGGUAGGCAUGCUCAUCGCGCCAACCGAGACCCUAUCCCUCACUGUCGAUUGAGCUUGGGCGACACGAGACAAAACGGCGGAAGUUUUGGCUACAAAAGGGCGCAUUCUGGAUCACAGUGCCACGCUCGGUUAGAAAUAACAUUUUCUAUAUCUUUUGUCUUGUGCGCCGAUUUGUACUAUCUGCUUUUGCGUCUCUCGAGCGAACGUUUUUUUUUUCCUUCCUCUCCCUUUUCCUCGAUCCCGUCGCAUGUGUGUCCUGAUAUAGAAACAGGCGUAUCGGGACAGUUGGCUGACUUUCCCUAUGCGCUUUACAGGAUGAGAUUUCUGUCGCUUCUGCAAGGCCAGUUGCAUGUUUUCGCCCGUUGGCUUUGGUUACAGGACGGGGUGCUUUUGCGUUAUGACACAACGGGGGGGCGUUUGGGGUCUACGGGGGGUCUGGUCUUGGAGAGGGUGGGCGGGAUGGGUCAUAGUGGCGCAUCCAUGGGCCUGAUAUGCAAAAAGCUAGAAGGCUCACCGAGUUAUUGCUGAUGAAGUAAGCUUCCGUCCCGACGCCGAAGGAGCCAAUAUAAACAGAAAGUCACUUCGAUUUGAUGCCUUGCCUACAAGCGGCCCUCGUC
Molecule: messenger RNA, 2985 nt
Organism: Gaeumannomyces tritici R3-111a-1
Lineage: Eukaryota; Fungi; Ascomycota; Sordariomycetes; Magnaporthales; Magnaporthaceae
Exons: 8
Coding region: 186-2420 (744 amino acids)
Biological process (GO): regulation of DNA-templated transcription; DNA-templated transcription
Molecular function (GO): DNA binding; zinc ion binding; DNA-binding transcription factor activity, RNA polymerase II-specific
Source: RefSeq, a predicted model, not a curated record